Humulus lupulus (European hop) is the source of this 636-nucleotide messenger RNA. RefSeq names its product phosphoglucan, water dikinase, chloroplastic-like. The record is from RefSeq and is a predicted model, not a curated record. Bases 309 to 608 code for a protein of 99 amino acids. The transcript has 3 exons. Lineage: Eukaryota; Viridiplantae; Streptophyta; Magnoliopsida; Rosales; Cannabaceae.
GUUGGGUGUGCAAUUUGGAAUUCAAAGGGGGCGAGCCCAUUGAGUAUAAGUUUGUUAUUGUGAAUAAUGAUAAGACUAAGAAAUGGAAAGGUGGAGAUAAUCGAGUUGUGAAGCUUCCAAAACAAGGGAGUUUUGGAAUUGUUUGUCAUUGGAAUGCAACAGGAGAGGCUGUGAAUUUAUUGGCGUUGGAGGAAGGAGAGGCUGUAAUUGACAAUGGGUCUACAACUGCUGAUGCUCCUUCUGCUUCUCUUUCAGAGGUGGAGACGAGUCCUUUUGUUGGGCAAUGGCAGGGAUAGGAUAUCUCCUUCAUGCGCUCAAAUGAGCAUCGGGACCGUGAAUCAGAAAGAAGGUGGGACACCUCAGGUCUUGAAGGACUGGCUUUAAAAUUUGUUGAAGGUGAUAGAAAUGCAAGAAAUUGGUGGAGAAAGCUUGAAAUUGUACGUGAUCUAUUACUUGAAAACUCGCAAAGUGAGGAACGAUUGGAUGCGCUCAUUUAUGCUGCCAUCUAUUUGAAGGUAAAGAAGAAGGGUGAUAAAGAUGAGAGGAAGCUCAAGAGAAGGAUGACUAAUCCAAUGGAUUCUAUUUUUCUUUUUAUUAAUGGGCUUUGAUGUUUGUGGAUUUUAAUAUUUUUUUGGU